GAAACAUGGUCAAACACACAUUUGCUAAUCUACUACUAUGGUCACUAGGCCAUGCGCUCUACGCAACUGGGAAAAUGGAUGAUGGUGCAAAGGAGCAAUCUUGGAGAAACCAGAACCUUGAUUCUGUCCCUCUGGAUUUGGAUGUCGGGCUGAGGAGUCUCGACCUAUCCAAUAAUUUCAUCAGACAGCUGCGGAAACUUGAUUUGCCAUAUUUGGAGCAGCUGGACUUGAGCAGCAACCAGCUGGAGCUCAUCUCGGAAGGAGCUCUUGGAGACCUGGCUCUACUUGAGAAGUUGAAUUUGUCGAUAAAUGCACUGAACAACAACCUUGACAGGAACAGCAAAGGCCUCCAAUCCAUUGGUGGACUGAAGAGUUUGGACAUAUCCCUGAACAGUUUGGGGGAUGAAGCGGUGAAACUGUAUCUACAAAACAAAUCUUCACUGGAGCAACUUAAGAUGAGUGGGAAUUCUUUAACAUGGCUCACACACUACUUGUUCAAAGAGAGUGAAGGUCUAAGAAGCAUUAUUAUUGAUAACAAUCUGAUAUCAGCAAUUGAUAGAGGAACAUUUGAACCACUGGAAAAACUAGAGAAGCUUAACCUGGCCAAAAAUAACCUUGCUCAUAUAUGUGACUUUAAACUACAGCGAGUUAAAUAUUUAAAUCUAAGUCGAAAUUCCAUCGAGUUUUUCAUUGCCGUUGAGGAUAACCACAUGUACAGUCUUGAAAUUCUUGACCUUAGUCAUAACAAACUACUUUAUUUCCCAAUUCUUCCAAAAUUCAACCAACUGAAAUACCUUUAUUUAAAUCAUAAUUUGUUGGGCACCUUAAAUUCAGAGGCAUCAAUGGUGUUAGAGGCUAAUUCGCUUUAUAAUGACGUCGUCAAACAGGGUGAUCUUAUAAUUGGAAAAAAUAAUCUCCACUCAACCUGGAGACUGAUGCCACUGAGCUACAUUGAUCUCAGCUAUAACCACUUCACAUCUUUCCCACUAGAAACGUUGAGCCUUCUCUCAUCUUUGGAAGGGCUUGAUUUCGGUUUUAACUGUGUGCAAAAUCUUACAUGGAAUGUCCGGCAUGACAGUGCAUCUGAAUACUAUAGACAGCUUUAUUUUCCCUCCUUAAAGUACCUGAACAUGCAAAGCAAUGGACUAGUAUCUGUUUCACCACUCUUUUUCCAGGCACUCACACAAGUCGAGACAAUAAAUCUCCAAGACAACUCAGUGCAGCCUUGCGCUCCCGUGGGCCAAGUGCACAGCUCCUCAUCACCACAGCAACUAAACUUGAACUCAUCCUGUGUUGCUUUCGGAAAAUUAAGAACUCUCAAACAUCUAAGCCUUGAAGACAACAACAUAAGGAUUCUUCAUGCAAAUGCAUUCCAGAAAAGCGCUUUGGUGUCUCUCAAUUUAGCUAGAAAUUCCCACAUGGUUAUGCAAGCUGGUGCACUGGAGGACAUAAAGGAAACCCUCCAGUCGUUGACGAUCAGUGAAUUAAAUAUGACCAAUUCCGAACUGUUCUUGCCCUGCAUGCCAAUGUUAAUGCAUCUGAAUAUAUCCAACAAUAAUUUGAAUGUUUUACCAAACAGUUUAAGUUGCUCUCCUCUGAGAGAAUUCAACAUAAGGAAUAAUGCCUUUGUGUCUUUCAACUACACUUUGAUUCUAGCUAUAUCAGCACACCUUCGUGUUAUGCAUAUUCAUGGGAAUUACUUUACCUGUUGUGACAGUCAGUGGCUGAGCACCCUCAAUAAUUCAAGGAUUAAAAUGCCUGACAUCACUCACACUGAAUGCUUUAUUGGUGACAGCAGUAUACUAAUUAAUGAGUAUUUAAACAAUUCGUCAGUGUACUGUUCACUUCACAUAAAAGGGAUUCACAUUGGACAAAUCAUUAUAGUUGUUCUGUUUGUAACUGUACUCAUAACAGUGCUCACUAUGGUCACUAGAAAAAUUUGUUGUCUAAAAAAGUCAUUCAUAGUGUGACAAAACUGCACGGUUUAUUAAGAUCUAAGACAAAAAUUUGAUGAAAAAAAACGUUUAAGUGACACUGUCAAUUUAGCCAUGUUUAUUAUUGCACACUGUCAGAAACACAAGUGCAGUGGGAAUCUAUUUCUGUCCCACAAUGUAUAAUAUGCAAAAAUGUCAACCACAGGGUUAUUUUUUUUAACUUACUUUUUUACUUUUUCCAAGGAAAAAGAAAACUAUGAUUCCAAGAUGUAAAAGCUGUCAAGGGGACAAAAGGCAAAACUAUUAGAAUACUAUUGCAGUGGCAAAUCACCCCUUAAGAUACAUUUAUAAAAACGAUUUUAGUGUAGUGUUGUAGAACUGAAUCACAUCAUACUAAGAGGUGUAUUUGGCUCACAAGAAGGGUUACCCACCCAAGGAAAACUCUAUUACCACAUCAUAGAUUGAUACAGUUACAGAAAGUGGUGGUCUAGCAGUCCCUGACAUUAAAUGUAUCAGUUGUCAUAUCUCUUCAGAUAUAUGAGAUUGGUUCCAGGAAGACCCUGAAUCUGCAUGGCUCGAUAUUGAAUUGGAGCAUGCAUCCCCAGUGACACUAAAAAAUGUUUUAUAUGCUUCCAGAAAGUGGGCCACCUCAUCUGUUAAGGGGGACCUGAUUAUACAGAAUACUCAAGAGUAUUGAUGUUAAAAAGGAAAAUAGAGGGUCAGGUUGGAAUAUUAUCCACUCUGACUCCUUUACAUUUAAAUCCAGAUUUCCUCCAAAACUUGAGCGAGAAUCUUUCAGCUUGUGGCAUGUUUAAGGUGAAAAGACACUAGGGAACAUGCAGUUAGAUGGGGUGGUGAAAAUCUUUGACCAAUUGAAAAGUAAAUAUGAAAUCCCCAAUACACAAUUAUUUAGCUAUUUCCAGUUUACGUCGCUGUUAUGUUACAACAACCCUCAGACAAGCCCUGUGUUCCAAUGCAGCCUCAAUACUGGAGGAUGUACUUUUCAUUGAGGUCUGCCCCACCAAACUGGUGUCAAAAGUGGAUGCAACACUCUGCAAAAGCAAGCAAGGUCAAAACAGUGGGAAACUGACUUCAGACUUGAAAUUGAUGGCGAGUGGGAAGAUUUGUGGCAUAGGAGGAUGUUUCACUACUUCAUAAGGCCAUAGAAAUCCAAUUUAAAAUUAAUCAUUGGCUGCAUAUAACGCCAAUGCAAUGAAACAUAAUGAAUCCUAAGCUGUCAAACUUUUGCCACAAGUGUAAAACUGAUGAAGGUACAUAUCUCUAUUGUCUUUUAGAUUGCAUUCAUAUCUGUAAAUAUUGGGUAAAUGUCCUUAAAGAAAUUCAUGUGAUACUGGGUAAAACUUUCAAUGUCUAGAUAGAUAACCCUCCAGGCUUCUCUAAUAACCAGUUGAAACUCUUUUGUGCUCGAUCUAUUUUGUUAAUGUGGAUCUCAGAGUAGUAGCUCGCAGCAUGACACAGUGGCUGGCUAGUGUGACUGAGAUCUUGCCCCUCGAGGACCUUAGUUUCUAUCUGUGUAAUAAGCCUUUACAGUUUCACAAAAUCUGGAGCCCAUGUCAUAUCUAGGUCAUGAUUGUUUACGAACAUUAUCGAACCGGCUGCAUAGGCAAGUUUGGUCUGGUUAAAUGCUUGACAGUCUGUGUACCUUCUGGUUUAAUAUUUGAUUGUGACUUUUGUAUACUGUGCUUCUCUGCUGAUAUAGCUUGUUUGAUCUGUAUGCUGAUAUAGCUUUUAUUUUUUCUUCUUUUCUUGGUGAAUUACUAUUACUAUAAACUACCAUGCCAGCUGCCUGUACCUUUGUUAAUGUUC
Messenger RNA from Phycodurus eques (leafy seadragon), 3761 nucleotides. RefSeq names its product transforming growth factor beta activator LRRC32-like. Bases 6 to 1970 code for a protein of 654 amino acids. The record is from RefSeq and is a predicted model, not a curated record. Gene Ontology annotation, molecular function: protein binding. NCBI's taxonomy places the organism in Eukaryota, Metazoa, Chordata, Actinopteri, Syngnathiformes, Syngnathidae. The transcript has 2 exons.